This is a messenger RNA of Folsomia candida, 2079 nucleotides long. RefSeq names its product cystathionine beta-synthase-like protein. The transcript is spliced from 8 exons. Gene Ontology annotation, molecular function: cysteine synthase activity; cystathionine beta-synthase activity. The record is from RefSeq and is a predicted model, not a curated record. Bases 230 to 1786 code for a protein of 518 amino acids. Gene Ontology annotation, cellular component: cytoplasm. NCBI's taxonomy places the organism in Eukaryota, Metazoa, Arthropoda, Collembola, Entomobryomorpha, Isotomidae.
AUCAUGAUUUGGUCCCGUGUGUCCCCAAUUCAGUUAGUUAGCGUAGUGCAAUAAAACUAAUGUAUAUGUAAGCAUUACAAAGCCUUAAUAAUACGGGAAUUUCCACUCAUGUCCAAUAAAUAGGACAGAAUCUUCAAACUUUGGUUCAGUUUUCGAGGAACUUUCAUCUCUACAACAAUUCAAUAAUCCUAAUAGCUUCCAAACUCCAUAGCUAAAGAACAAUAGAAACAUGGGUCCAGUAAGACGAGAGGAAGAACAUGUCGAAGUAAUUGACCACACCAACAACAAUAAUUCCACCACCAAUGGGGUGCACCCAUUAAAGAAUGGGCUCAAAAACUGCAACGGCUACAUCCCUUGGGUUCAGAGCCAACCACCAAAGAUCUUGCCCUCCAUCCUCCACCACAUUGGACACACCCCAAUGGUCAGGCUUAACCGCAUUCCGAAAGAAGAGGGGAUCGAGUGUGAAAUAUUCGCCAAAUGUGAGCUAUAUGCCCCAGGAGGCUCUCACAAGGAUAGAAUCGCCCUCCGAAUGAUUGAAGAAGCAGAAGCCGAUGGGCGACUUGUACCUGGGUCGACGGUAAUUGAGCCAACGUCUGGGAACACAGGAAUAGGCGUAGCUCUCGUUUGCGCCGUCAAAGGAUACAAAUGCAUCCUGGUCAUGCCUGAAAAAAUGAGUGCAGAAAAACACGAGACGAUGGCUGCUUUAGGUGCAAAGGUUGUCCGAACGCCAAAAACCGUACUUCACACCACGGUCGCCCAACAGAUUCAGAAGGAAACACCAAACUCGAUCCUUUUGGACCAAUAUGGAAAUAAUGACAACCCCCGCAUCCAUUAUGAGACGACUGCUGAAGAAAUUAUCGAGCAAUGUGAUGGCAAAUUAGACAUGAUAGUCAUGGGCGUGGGAACUGGUGGGAUAAUUUCUGGCAUUGGGAAGAAGAUCAAAGAGAAACUACCAUCAUGCAAAGUAGUCGGAGUUGAUCCUGAAGGCUCGAUCAUGGCUCUACCAGAAUCGAUCAAUCAGUGCAACACAAAUUUUUGGGAAGUUGAAGGCAUCGGUCAUGAUUGGCUGCCAAAUGUUUUGGACCGAUCCGUUGUUGACUCGUGGGUCAAGUGCAAUGACAAGGAAACUUUCAAUAUGGCACGAAGGUUGAUCAAGGAUGAAGGUCUCUUAGUUGGUGGAUCCUGUGGAUCCGCACUUGUCGGCGCUAUUGCGGCCAUUAAACAGGCUGGAUUAAAACGAGGUCAACGUGUCGUUAUCGUCCUUCCAGACUCUGUCCGAAACUACAUGACCAAAUUUCUAUCUGAUCAAUGGAUGCAUGAGCGAGGAUUCCUCCCUGAUGUCACCGAAGUCACGGGAAAAUAUAGCUGGUGGAAUAAACAAGUCUCAUCUCUGCCAAACUCUAAAGUGAUUACGCCAACUCUUGGUCGUGACGCGACAGUGGGCGAAGCUAUUUCCAUCAUGAGGCAAGGACGAUACGAUCAACUCCCUGUCGUGGACAGUGAAGGUUUCAUGCUGGGCAUGGCUACAUUGAACCACCUCUUAAAUUCACUACCCUCCACGGAAAUUACGUCUUCCACAAAACUCGACAAAUUCCUCUUUAGCCAGUACAAACGAGUGGCAGAAACAGACUCAUUAGGAAAACUUAACUACCUUCUACAAGGGGCCCAUUUUGCCGUUGUAGUGGAACCAGUGUCCAGAGUUAACCAAGAUGGAAAGACAGUUGUUUUAGAAAGAUUAAAAGGGAUUUUGACUUCAAUGGACCUCGCGGAAGUUACCCUUCUUUAGAUGUUCGUUGGUUUAUACUUAUUACAAAACUCGCUUAUUUCAUACAGCUAAUCCGCCUAUUUUGGUAAAUAAUUAAUUGUGAAUAUUUUUUAUAAAUUAUUGUGUAUAUAAACUGUAUAUUGUAGAAGUACAUAAAUAUUAUAUGAUAGUUUUUACUAACACAUUGAUGAAAUAUAAAAUGCACUUAUCCUUAGUAGUUGGCUUAUGAUAGUUAAGAAAUGCCAAGUAAUUCUAAAUAGUUUAGUUUCAGGAUAGAAUUAUAAUCAAUAUAAAAUAAAAUUGUGUGAUAUAAA